CUCUGUGGACUGAACCCUGUCCGUGGUCCUGAACGCGCAUGCGCAGGCGAUCAGCUCGUGCGGAUCCUCCAGCCUGCACAAUUAAAGCGCUUUGCCUGCAUUUCCACUCAAUAGAUCCGCAAAAACACCUUCAAACGCCAUUUUCAAUGAAAAGCCAUGGAGCGGCCGGACAGCGAAUACUGCAGCUUUGAAAACCCGCUGAUCAGCGAGAUGAAGCAUUUCUGCAAGAAGAUACAAGAAGCCUGCAACGAGCUGAAGGAGGAUCUGACGCCGUACAAAAACGAGCGCUUCUACAGGUUGGCCCCCAUGCGUCUCUACACUCUCUCUAAGAGGCACUUUGUUCUGGUGUUCGUGGUUUUCUUCUUCUGCUUCGGCAUCUCUACCCUCAUCGGUGUGUCAGGACCGAAGAUCAUAAGUGAGAAUUAUUACAACGGUUUAAGCAUCAGCGUCAAUGGAUCAAAGACCGGCCCGUUCGACCUCCGAUCUCAGCCGCUGUCCAACUACAACCAGCAGCUCUGGCUCACAUGCAUCAUUCAGCUCAACAACAACCUUGUAGAUCUGGGUUUGAGAGAGUUCGGGAUGAACGUGGAGCUGCAGGGCGUCAUGCAGGACGCCAGCGUGAUGCGCAUCAGCGACAAUGUGCAUAACAAAAACAGAAGCCUUCACUGCCCCGCGCAUCAGCAGGCGUGUGAUGAGAUCAUCGUGUUGCAUCUGGGUUACCUGAACUACACGCAGUACAAGAUCAACGUCAGCUUCAGGAACCUACAGGACGACCUGAAGGACAACAUCAAAAAUGUCACUUUUGUUUUUAAGAUGUACAACGCCACGUUCUCUCAGGUGGAGAUUUGGUUCCGGUUUGUGUUUGUAGUGAUGACCUUCAUAGUGACGUGUAUGUUUGCGCACUCGUUGCGGAAGUUCUCCAUGAGGGAUUGGGGAAUCGAGCAGAAGUGGAUGUCGAUUCUACUUCCUCUGCUGCUGCUCUAUAACGAUCCCUUCUUCCCGCUGUCGUUCCUGGUGAACAGCUGGUUUCCGGGGACGCUGGACGCGUUCUUCCAGGCUCUGUUUCUGUGUGCGCUGCUGCUCUUCUGGCUGUGUGUGUAUCACGGCAUCAGAGUGCAGGGCGAGAGGAAGUUCUUGACGUUUUACCUGCCCAAGCUGAUCAUCGUAGGACUGUUGUGGCUAUCGGCCGUCACACUGGGAAUCUGGCAAACGGUGAAUGAGCUGCAGGAUCCCACGUAUCAGUACAAAGUGGACAUCCAGAACUUCCAGGGCAUGAAGAUCUUCUUCCUGCUGGUGGUGUGUUUGUAUGUUCUGUAUCUGGUGUUUCUGGUGGUGCGCGCCUGCUCUGAGCUGAAGAACAUGCCGUACACAGAUCUGCGGCUGAAGUUUCUGACAGCGCUGACACUGGUGGUGCUGAUGAUCAGUGUGGUCAUACUGUACCUGAGAUUCGGCUCCAAGGCCUUGCAAGACAACUUUGUUGCCGAACUUUCCACCCACUACCAGAAUUCAGCUGAAUUUCUGUCCUUCUACGGCCUCCUGAACUUCUAUCUCUACACGUUAGCGUUCGUCUACUCGCCCUCCAAAAACGCUCUCUACGAUUCCCAGCUGAAAGACAACCCUGCCUUCUCCAUGCUCAAUGACUCGGAUGAUGAAGUCAUUUACGGGAGCGAUUAUGAAGAAAUGCCUCUUCAAAACGGCCGCGCCAUCAAAGCCACCGCCAAAUACCAGGAUGGGAGCGAGAGCGACUGAACCGAGUGUGAAUCUGGUGUGACUCCGGAUCGCUCCUGUAUAUUUGAGGGAUGUAUAUAGACUUACUGUUGAAAUGAUGCCAGUGUCAUUAUAUACUGUGUGUAAAUAUACAGGCUGAUAUAUUUUUAAAGGUAAAGUGGUGUUUUUGAAUGUAACUCCAGCCGCCCUGAUGAUGAUGAUGAUGAUGAUGAUGAUGUUUUUGGAAGGUCAGUGAAGGGCAGCGUGCAAAUAUCAACUGUACAUCUAAUCUAAAUACUGUUGAACCACUGUUGUCACGAAGAAAUGGCCAGAUUAUAUUUCACCUCUAAACUAAAAAUUAUGACAUAAUUAAGCACUAUGAUCUCAGUAAACAUUAAAUUCAGUAACACAAAUGUUUGCAAAUAAUGUUUACGUUCGAAAAAAUAUAUAUUUUGUUCCUUUUGCAGUGCACUUAAGUGUUUAAUUGUCAUGAAACUACAAGAAUAUUAAGGUCCCAACAAAAUGCAUAACAUUAUUUAAAUGUUUCUUGCGCUUUUGGGAGUGAAAUAUGACCUGGACGCUUCACGUGAUUCGCCCUCAGACUGUGUGAGGAAGAUUUUCUGGCUUGUUUGAGUCACUUUGCCAGUAUAGAGAUCAUGUGAAUUCCUUUGUCAUUUUUGAUGAUGAAAUCAAGCCUUGUGUUUUUGUUUUACAUUCCAAAAGCCUUCUUUUCUCACAUUCCUUUUUUUAUUUUAUUGUGCCUGUAAACAGUUUCUCUCGCCGUCUUUGUUGUAUUUAUUGUUUUGUGGGUCUGAAUCACUUACUGAAAUCAUCAGGUCUGUGGAAACGGUUGUUUUGAGCACUGUUCGUUCACUUCAUUGUCUUAAAGCCGUUUAAUUUGAGCUGUAAUGAUGUUUGAAGGUCUUUACAGAUGUACAUUUACUUGAGUUUAAGAACGGUGGUGGAUGUUUUGAUGCAAUGUCCCAGAAGCACUGCGUCAUUAGUGUUAGGAUGAUGUCGGUCCAAACACUCCUGCAGACAAACUCAAGGCACAGAUUGCACUGUUGUGAAGAGAAUAAAACGUGCUGAAAUUUUUAA
Molecule: messenger RNA, 2805 nt
Organism: Megalobrama amblycephala (Wuchang bream)
Lineage: Eukaryota; Metazoa; Chordata; Actinopteri; Cypriniformes; Xenocyprididae
Gene: tmem181
Product: transmembrane protein 181
Exons: 17
Coding region: 157-1749 (530 amino acids)
Molecular function (GO): toxic substance binding
Source: RefSeq, a predicted model, not a curated record